AUGUUCCCGUUGCUUCCUACCAUGACUGUACUCGUUCCACUCUUGUCGUUAGCUGGUCUGUUUUAUUCGGCCAGCGUGGAUGAAGACUUUCCUCAGGGAUGCACUAGUGCAACCAGCCUCUGUUUCUACAGCCUGUUGCUUCCCAUUACGAUCCCCGUUUAUGUGUUUUUCCACCUCUGGACCUGGAUGGGCCUGACACUCUUCCGCCACAACUAGGACGCAGAAGGUGUGUUAACAGAGAAUACGCUAGUGAUCCUUAACAUUUUGUCUCUGAAAGUGAGAGUGCAAAUGAUGGACCCCACAGUGGAUUAACUACAUUUCCAUUGAAGAUGCAUCCAGAAUCAGGAGAGCUACAUGCCCUUUAGUGGAAUGUCUGCACAAGGAGCUCCCCUGUUCAGGACAUGUAGCAUCAAAUCCCAUUAAGUGGAGAAGAAACUAGGGGGUUGCACAAGAAAGUUCCAUGAUGUACCAAAGCCUGUGGACGAGACUGCCUUCACCAGCUUCACUUUCUCUCUUUGUAUGCAUGGUGGCUAGGGCUGAGAUACUACAAGCCUAAAGAGCAGGACAGGUAAAUACAAACAGACAACCUGCCAAGUUCUUUGAAAGACCUCUGUGCAAAGGUACCCUAUGGAAUAGUUUUUUUGUUGUUACAGAUUCUGGAUUAACAUACAAUGAAUGAUGCUUCACAAGCAACAGACAGAGGAGUCUUUUGUGCAGGAAUUUUGUAAAGUGUGAAGUUGUUCCUUUGUGCACUAGAAGUUGGGUUCUCAGGUUAUAGAUAAUUUGAAAUCAGACAUGGUGGUCAGGUGGUAUAUUUUCUUGCAUUUAGCUACAGAGUUGUCUUGUACACGUACCCUGGCUGUUUGAACUGAUGUAUGCAGAAAGGUUGUAAUUCACCUGCAGGGCUACGAAAAUGAUCAGCACAAAAUAAAAACAAACAGGAAAGUCUAA
Messenger RNA from Heteronotia binoei (common prickly gecko), 951 nucleotides. It is a transcript of the gene PIGY, whose product is annotated as phosphatidylinositol glycan anchor biosynthesis class Y. NCBI's taxonomy places the organism in Eukaryota, Metazoa, Chordata, Lepidosauria, Squamata, Gekkonidae. The record is from RefSeq and is a predicted model, not a curated record. The transcript has a single exon. The coding region runs from base 1 to 216 and encodes 71 amino acids.